AUGGAUCACUUGGAUGUAUUAGAACCCAAGUUUCUAGUCGACAGUCUAGCCAAUGAGUCUUUCCGAGCAGGUGGCUCUGGAUCGAUGUCUAUAUCUAUCUAUGACACGGCAUGGGUAUCUAUGGUAUCGAAGAAUGUUGAUGGGGUUAGACAUUGGCUCUUUCCAGAAGCCUUCCAGCACAUAGUCGAUGCCCAGGCUAAAGAUGGCUCCUGGGAAUCUUAUUCGUCGCAGGUGGAUGGAAUUUUGAACACCAUGGCGGUUCUGUUGGCUCUUUUAUCUCAUCAAAGUGCUAACAAUUUCUCCUACUCCGUUUUACCGCCUGAUAUUGAUGCACGAAUACUCAAAGCACAAGAUAGUCUGAGACACCAAUUGCAGACGUGGGAUGUCAGAUCUCGUGUUCAUGUUGGAUUUGAAACUCUUGUCCCUGCGCUUUUAGGAAUGCUAGAGCAACACAACGUCGUCUGUGAAUUUCCUGAGAAGCUCUCGAGAUUCCAGCCAGAAAUAUUCUAUAAGAAUAUACAAGUGACUGCCCUAAAUUCCUUGGAAGCGUUCACUGGCACAGUAGAUUUCAAUCGAAUCAAGCACCACUUGAAGAAUGGAAGUAUUAUGGCCUUUCCAUCUUCAACAGCGGCAUAUCUAAUGAAUACUUCAACCUGGGAUAACGAAUCAAAAAUUUAUCUUAGAAACACCAUCAUUGAAGCUGCUGGAAAAGGUAACGGAAGCGUCCCUUGUGCGUUCCUGACGACAUUUUUCGAGUUCACAUGGGUUGUCUCUACGCUUCUGAAAGCAGGUUACACCCCAGAGGAAUUAGGAGAGUAUAAUCUUGACAUAUUGAUGGAUCAUCUCCCGCAAGAAUUAAGCCACAGGCACGCAGUCAUCGGUUUUGCUCCUUCAUUAUUUGCUGAUGCUGAUGACACUGCAAAAUGUAUUCUCACGCUGUGCCUGACAUACGCGCUUGAGAGAAAUGAAAGCAUCAGUGGAAAUUAUAAUGUAAUUAAUGCUUUGUUGCAUAUUAAUGAGCCCAGCACAUACAUCGAGCAGAUCCUCAGAACAACCGAAAUUUUAUGCAAUUCGUGGUCGGCUGGAAAGAUCGAUGACAAAUGGUAUUCGAUGAAGCUUUUAGCUCAAGCAUUCAGAAAUCUUGUGAUGGUUUGGGACAGUGGAGCACUACCAGACUUUCCAGGAGAACAAUUGAAAGACAGGAUUCCCCAAUGGUUCCUGGGUACUUCGGGCUCGUGCGAGGUAACUGCUUAUGGUAUCCUAACUUUGAUCGAUGCGACUUUCUUUCCCUGGGCCGGAGAGCUUGACAAGCAAAUGCUUAGAGCCAUUCGUACAGGUCAAAGCUGUUUGAAUCAGCACCGAGAUAGUUGGGAUAAGGUUACUUAUACCUGGGUUGGAAAAAACCCAUUGUCGAAUACCUUCCAUAUUCCCUUCGAUAGAAAUGCGAAGUUCGCCAAAUUUUUCUCUGCGAUCCCUCUCUUCACGAGUGAGAGCUCAUGGAAGCUUACUGCCUCUAUCAUGGAAGGAUAUCUCUUUCUUCCACGACUACGUCGGAUUCGCUUGAAUAUCUUUCCCCGCCACAAUAUGGCAGAGGAUAAAUAUCUAGAGUAUAUUCCUUUCACGUGGACUGGUUGUAAUAAUAAAGGGAUAUUCCUUGAGACCGACCUAAUUUGGGAUAUGAUGGCAGACGAAUUCAUGGAAGCUGUGCUUGGACACAACGGCUCUGCGAAGCAUUUAAUCCGAAGCCUGUUUUCCAAGACAACUCUUCGAAAUGAUCCUCUAUCGAGUCAGGAGAGUUCUUCGAUGGAUCGUGGCGUCAUAACACCAGUGAAUUCCGAUGAUGGUUUACCAGAUGACUCCACAAAUGAUGACAGAGAUACUCUCAUCCGCUUCAAAGACCACGUUCUAAACCAUCCCUCCAUCCAGAAAGCUUCAAGAUCAUCUUUAGCUCAUCUGAGCAAACAAUUAAAAGCCUUCCUACUCGCCUAUCUUAUUUAUUCAACCGACAAUUCUCGUUUCGCACAACUUUCAGGGCACGAUGCUGAUACCCCGUCACAUUCCCAGCAUCAAGAACCUAUUGGGAUUGGGUACGCAAUAUUUCCGCCGUCCACACAUCAUGUCCCUAUUCAUGGGACUGGAUAUCGUGUCGAGUGA
Messenger RNA from Botrytis fragariae, 2154 nucleotides. Its product is annotated as putative ent-kaurene synthase protein. NCBI's taxonomy places the organism in Eukaryota, Fungi, Ascomycota, Leotiomycetes, Helotiales, Sclerotiniaceae. Bases 1 to 2154 code for a protein of 717 amino acids. The transcript is spliced from 9 exons. Gene Ontology annotation, biological process: diterpenoid biosynthetic process. The record is from RefSeq and is a predicted model, not a curated record. Gene Ontology annotation, molecular function: magnesium ion binding; terpene synthase activity.